Messenger RNA from Anopheles marshallii, 1125 nucleotides. RefSeq lists its product as uncharacterized. The transcript is spliced from 6 exons. The record is from RefSeq and is a predicted model, not a curated record. Gene Ontology annotation, biological process: nucleobase-containing compound metabolic process. Gene Ontology annotation, molecular function: AMP kinase activity; ATP binding. NCBI's taxonomy places the organism in Eukaryota, Metazoa, Arthropoda, Insecta, Diptera, Culicidae. The coding region runs from base 1 to 1125 and encodes 374 amino acids. Gene Ontology annotation, cellular component: cytoplasm.
AUGGAUAUUUUAAUUGAUAAAUUUUUGGACGAAACGGGUAACUCAUACCGAUUAACGUACUAUUCUACAGAAUUGAUGCUUUACUUCGAAAAAUAUCACAUAUUUGAAAUCAUGUUCGAUUUGAUGAUUCUGUUGCAAAAAGAACGACCAGCCAACAUUGAAGAAUAUGCUGCCGAACACAUUGUCGCCAUCUCGAAGAAGUAUUGCCAAAUUAAUACGUACGUAAGCCUUGCGGAUAAUGCUGACACCGAAACCUUUCUCCGUGCAUUUCAACGAAGUGAUCGAUACUAUCCCGUGAUCAGUUUGGAAGAAUCACUAAGAACGAAAACAUUUAUUCAAACGCUCAACGAUCGACUCAAACAACUAAAUAUGCAUGGUAAAAAUAUUAUCAUGCUGGGCGAUAGAAAAUAUUUAAGUGAAGCGAAAAAACACUACCAUUUUCAUCAGACAUUGCGUAGUACAAAUAUCAAACCACUCCAGAAGUUGCAUACACAUAUCAUCGAACGCACUAAACUGCUUCAGAUGGAACCACACCAUUCGGUUAUCAAACACGCGCAACGAAUUGUACUCCUGGGCCGUCCUGGCUGUGGUAAACAUCGAGUGGCGAAGUGGCUAGCAACGAAAUUGAACGUUUGUUUAGUGUCUGUAUCUGAUCUAGUUGCGCAACAUGAGCGAAAUUUAGAUGGCUUUGGUAAAGCUCUCAGCUGCGGGUCACUGGAAAAUGUGCACACAUCCGAGCUAGUAACGUCGAUUGUGCAACAUCGACUUCUGCAACCGGAUUGUCUUGAAAGUGGUUGGAUUUUAGUAGACUUUCCUAACAACGCUGAUGAUGUGAAAAAUUUCUACCAGCUGUUAAUAACACCCAAAAUUGCUUUGUUCAUAGACACGGAGGAGUCCGUAUGUCGGCGUAGGAAAUUAUCACAAAGGAAUUGUGGCCAAAUGACCGCAGACUGUUGGCAAAGAACUAUGUUCGAAACGGAGCUGAAAUUCUACCAUAUUCAUCAUGAACCAAUGCUUGAAGCACUCCAGCAACAACUUUCUUGUGUCGUGAUUCAUGUAGAUGGGAAUCGAUCGUAUUCCAACAUCCAGAAGUCCAUCAUAGAUAAGUUAAUGAUUUCUGUGUAA